Perca fluviatilis (European perch) is the source of this 2016-nucleotide messenger RNA. RefSeq names its product desmoglein-2-like. Lineage: Eukaryota; Metazoa; Chordata; Actinopteri; Perciformes; Percidae. Gene Ontology annotation, biological process: homophilic cell-cell adhesion. Gene Ontology annotation, molecular function: calcium ion binding. Bases 189 to 1313 code for a protein of 374 amino acids. The record is from RefSeq and is a predicted model, not a curated record. Gene Ontology annotation, cellular component: desmosome; plasma membrane. The transcript has 7 exons.
UGACAACGACAACUCUCCAGUGUUUCAAGACAUCCAGACCGGGGUGGUGAAUGAAGGCAGUCCUGUAGGGACUACAGUUAUGACAGUAACUGCAACUGAUGAUGAUGAACCAAUUUAUUUGAACUCUCGGAUUGCCUAUUACAUCAUAGAUCAGACACCAGCUCAUGACAUGUUCAAGAUGAACAAAAAUGGGACCAUCCUUGUCAAAAAUUCUGGCCUGGACAGAGAGAAAACAGAUCAAUACGUUCUGCGGUGAGAGGUCAAGACUUAAAUGGCGAACCAGGGGAAACACAGGAACCGGCACAGUUACCAUUAAUAUCCUGGACGUGAAUGACAACUGCCCCGUCCUGACCACUGACUUCCACACUAUGUGCACCACGGAUGUUUCUGUCAUUGUGAACGCUGAAGAUAAAGAUUCCUACCCAAACGGACCUCCUUUUGACUUUGUCAUCAUCCCAGAGGGCACUCAGGGCAAAUGGCAGGUGAACCCUUUAAAUGACACUGCAGCUUCCCUAAAUGCCCAGGAAUCCAUGUGGCCUGGAUUCUACGAGGUGAAAUUUGUGGUGAGGGACAAGCAGGGAGAGGCCUGUCCAGACCCACAGAAAGUGACGGUCGAAGUCUGUACCUGUGUGGACGGGGUGGUGUGUGGAAAACGAGCCACCAGCAAAAAAUCAGAGUUCGGACCUUUAGGCAUCGGACUGCUGGUCCUGGGUCUGCUGCUGUUACUACUACUUCUUCUGUUGCUGCUCUUCUGCCAAUGUGGGGGGGCUUGGGGCUUGCCAGGGGGCUUUACUGAGAUGCCUUUCGACACCAAAUCACACCUCAUUAACUACCGCACUGAGGGCCAGGGAGAGAACAUGGAGGUGCCGCUACUGGCUGUGCCAACACAAAUAGAUGGAAAUAUGGUCAAUGUGAAUAUGGGCAUGACUAACAAUACUUUAGCAAUGGCACCCAUGGCAGGUUUGGAUUUCCAGAGAUCCAUUACUUCCAUGGAUGGGAUUAACAGGGCUGGCUAUCAAGAAGUCUUUUCAAGUGGCCACAGAGAAGGGGCAUGGGGGAUGAUGAACCAGCAGGGCGGCAGGGACUUCUACUCAGGAGUAGGUGGAGGAAUGUAUGACGGCAUUGCUCUGCCAGACCACUUCCUGGCACAGUACUACACUCAGAAGGUGGCCAGUGGAAAUGACAACCUUGGAGGAAAGGACUGUCUUUUGGUUUAUGACUAUGGCCUGCACUUCCUCGAUGACCUCAGGUCAAAGUUCAAGACCGAGCCGAGCCGAGUUGAGCAGGUACCAUGUAGUGGAAAAACGCCAUAAGAGUCUGGGUUGGAAUGCAUUGUUGUGAUAACAUGGGUGGAGAUAACCCACUGGAACUGUUCCUAGUCAGCUGACCAUGAAUUACCUGCUUUCUUGCUCUAUACACCUUUGGAGAGAGAUAUAUGUUUGCCUAGCUAAGACUAUUAUAUUUAAUACAUAUAUAUUAAAGCAGAAGCACUUUUAAGCAAUAAGAUACAAAGUGGGGGUGAUCUUGACAAAAACCUAAACAUUUGUUUCUGCUAAUUUGCACUUUGGUUUAUGGUGAUCCAGAUUGAGCUAAACAAGCUCAAUCUGCCUUUACACAGCUCUUGUGUUUAUACCAUUUGAUUGUUGCUCUUGAAUGUACUACAGGAAAUGUUUUUAUGUUGGACAAAGUUUUUUUUAGGUAAGGUCAUGGGUUUUGUGUUAUGUCAUUUUCAGUAUAAAAUGUAAAAUGGCCAAUUAUGCUAUGUUUAAACUUUAAGACUCAAAUCAAUUGAGAACGUGAAAUCCACAAUUGUUUGUGUUGAACUAAAUUUCUUUUUUUAUCGUGUGUACAUGUUCAUGCCUAUGAAUGGUAAAAACUCGUUCAUUUAUUACGAUGCAGACGGAUGCUAAUGUCUUGGAAGACAUUUUGACAAUGCGAUAAUGACUGUCUCAGGGAUGUCCAAUGGGAAGCAUUUGUCUCACGCUGGCUUACUUUAAUAAACUCUUUUGCACAGAA